CAUCGCUAGCUUUAAGAGCCAGUCUGCCUAUCGUUGAUAGAUUGUGAGCUUCUAUCUAUCAUCAUCAUUACUACUUUCAAGGCCACAAUCUAUGCAAACACCAACCCUAUAGCCAACACCAUAGCCACCUACAAUGGUCUUUACUGCCCCCGCAUGGGUACCACACCUGCCCUUCGAUCCUCCGGAUUCGGUUCCUCUUCAUCAGUUCCAGUUUGAUGAAGCAUAUGGCCGCUGUCCAUUUCAAUUGUCUAAAAGCCCCUUUACCUGUGCACUCUCCGGCGCGACCAACCCUGUCUUGGAUGUAAAACAGCGCGUCGAACACCUUGCUCAGGGUUUGGCAAAAGAUAUGGGAUGGAAGCCUAACAUAGGAAGCGAGUGGAACAAGGUCGUGAACAUUUUUAGCUUGAAUCAUAUUGACUACAUGACUUUGACCUGGGCGAUCCAACGCCUCAACGGCAUCUGCACCCCGGCCAGUGCUUCAUCUACAGUUGAAGAUUUGGAGUUCCAACUUCGUGAUUCGCAAGCCAAAGCUAUCUUCACAUGCGAGCCCCUCCUCCCAAUCGCGCUGCAGGCUGCGGCAGCUGUAGGUAUUCCAGAGAACCACGUGUACUUGAUAGAUCGUUCAGAUCAGACUCGCACUUCUACAAACCUGUCCUGCAGCCGAAAAUCGGUACAGGAUCUAGUUACUGAAGGAGGAAAAGAACCCUGCUUGGAUGCAAUGCUGUGGGAGCCAGGACAAGGUGCUCGACAACUGGCUUUCCUUUGCUACUCAAGCGGAACAUCUGGUCGCCCGAAAGGAGUCCAGAUUACUCAUCAGAACAUGAUAGCGAACGUUCUACAAUCUUUCGCUUUGGAUAGUGGCCGACGAAAACUGAAAGAGAAAAAUGGACCUUCGAGAACAUACACUGAAUACUCUUUAGGGGUUCUACCCAUGAGCCAUGCGUAUACACUUACCGUCUUACAGCUCGCUACGUACCGGGGAGACGGUAUUCUAGUACUGCCAAAUCCUGAUUUGAUAGCUUGUUUCAAGGUUAUCUCUAAAUACAGGAUUUCCACACUGUGGCUUGUGCCGGCCCUGAUUGAAAUGAUUCUCAAGAUCCGCAACAUCGCCAUCGGAUAUGAUCUCACCAGCGUGGACAAUAUCGUGAGUGGGGCUGCACCGCUUCCAGAAAAGACAGCAGAUGCUCUACAAAGACUAUUGCCACAAUGUCGUAUUCGACAAGGUUACGGCCUCACCGAAGCAAGCACCGUUGUCUGCUGGACUCCCGAUCAUGAUAUUUGGUUCAAGUCCGUGGGAUCCCUUUUGCCAGGCUGUGAAGCAAAAAUCAUUCUCGCAGAUGGCUCAGAGGUUUCAGAACAUGGUGUACCUGGAGAGUUGUUUGUAAGAUCACCUUCUAUUAGCAUGGGCUAUCACAAUGAUCCUCAGAAUACCAAUGACACAUUUGUGGACGGUUGGUUGCGUACUGGCGAUCAAGCGAUGGUCUGCAAAUCACCGUUGGGCAACGAACACGUCGUCAUCACCGACCGAAUCAAGGACCUCAUUAAGGUUAGAGGGCACCAAGUCUCUCCCUUAGAGCUCGAGACUUUCUUGCUUACUCAUCCUGCUGUCUCCGAUUGCUGUGUAGUACCAGUUCCGGAUGCACGCUCAGGGGAGGUGCCGAAAGCAUUUGUCGUCAAACACGAGCAGUAUCGCAACAGCAAUUGUGACGAGCAAGUAUUAAGGCACGAGAUUCAGGAAUACGUAAAAGAGAGCAAAGCUGAUUACAAACGUCUGGCAGGCGGUGUUGAAUUUAUAGAGGUCGUCCCAAGAGGCCCAGGUGGGAAACUACUCAGGAGAAUGCUGCGUGCAUAAUCAAACAGACCUUGCACGGCUCACCAAAGGCGCUGAGAUGAUGGCGCACUUGAUGGUGUUAAUGCGUAGCCAAGUUGCUGAGCUUCAAGCAGCAAAAUCAAGCAGCCGCAAAGCGCAAAUCACAUAAUAGAAAGCGGCUACAGAAUGAAGGGGCUUUGGAGGUCGAGGACGGUAUAUGUCUGACUACUCUGAAGGAGUUCAAUGCUCGUGAUUGUAAGGGUGGGGUUCCACACCACUCCGCGGUCACAACCAAAACGGUACGAAUAAUCUACCAACGGUUGAUUCGCGUGCAGAAUAGAGUAUAUAUACCUUAAAUUAUCCCCCU
Lindgomyces ingoldianus is the source of this 2177-nucleotide messenger RNA. RefSeq names its product amp dependent CoA ligase. The coding region runs from base 134 to 1852 and encodes 572 amino acids. NCBI's taxonomy places the organism in Eukaryota, Fungi, Ascomycota, Dothideomycetes, Pleosporales, Lindgomycetaceae. Gene Ontology annotation, molecular function: CoA-ligase activity. The record is from RefSeq and is a predicted model, not a curated record. The transcript is spliced from 5 exons.